ACUGGCCGAUUUCGACAAUGACGCCACACGACAUACAGUGUGAAGUUCCCCAGCUUGCCCAGAAUCUCACUCCUCACUCACUCAAUCACCACUGGCCUUCCACCAGAAUUCAACAAGACAUUUGAAAUGCAUUGUCAAUAGAGCUGUAUUCCAUCCCGGAGAGUAUCUUCUGCUACCCCAUUCCUUUCAAUGAGAUGGCAUGGUCGCCGAAUCGAGCCCUCCUGACCCUACUGAAGCGGCCUUCUCCAUGCGUGACGAGGACGAAGCAGCCCGGAUCGCUCGUCAAUAGGCGAGCCUCUCUGCACUUGGCACCACCGUUUCUCCUUGAUGACCCCUACGUUCCGCGCUAUCUGCAGCUUUCCUCGGUCGAUGCGGCCCUCAAACGGUCGAGAGCAUAUGCCCACCUGCGACAGUGUAACUUGUGCCCCCGGCUUUGCGGCGUAAAUCGCUACGAGACGCUGGGAAUGUGCAUGAUUGGGGAGAAGGUAAAGGUCAAUGUGAUAGCCCCUCAUUUCGGUGAAGAGCCGUGUAUACAGGGCCAUAAUGGUAGUGGCUCCGUCUUUUUCAGCCGGAACAAUGCCAGUCUCGACAUAUCGCCUUGAUAACAACCCCGCCUGCACCUCCGCCAUCGCCAGAACAGAAGAAGACAAAAAAAAAAGGUGCAUAGUUAUGAUUUUCCAUCAUAAAGCUGACAGUACCGCUCAAACUCCAGCAUGUGCAACCUCCGUUGCACGUUCUGCCAAAACUACGACAUCAGCCACGUUCGCAAUGGGGAAGAUCUCACACCCGAGGAUCUGGCCGAGUGGUACAUCAAGCUCCAAAACCUCGGCGGAGUCCACAACAUCAACCUGGUGACCCCAGAACACGUAGUCCCGCAGGUGGCCCUGUCGAUCCUGACCGCCGCCGAGAUGGGCCUCCGAAUCCCCAUCGUAUACAACACCUCGGCCUACGACAGCUUCGAGUCGCUCAAGCUGCUCGACGGACUGGUCGACAUCUACCUGCCAGACUUUAAGCUAUGGAGCUCGGCGGAGAGCAAGAGGCUCUUGAAGGCCGAGGAUUAUCCCAACGCCGCAAAGGAGAGCAUCAGGGAGAUGCACAGGCAGGUGGGCGACUUGUGCUUUACGCCCGACGGGAUCGCCCGGAGGGGAUUGUUAGUUAGGCAUCUAAUCAUGCCGGGCCUGACGGACGAGUCUGAGAAGAUUAUGAGGUGGUUGUCGGCAGAAGUGUCCAAGGAUACCUUUGUGAACCUGAUGGAUCAAUACCGCCCAGCAGCGAAUGUAGGCAAAGCCAAGAAGGCAAGGGUUCCCAAAGCUACACAUGCCUCCACGGACAAAGAGACAUCAUUUAGCCAAGGUAAGGAAGGGGUGCGAUAUGCGGAUAUCAACCGUGCCAUCACUAAUGAUGAGCUCACAACGGUUCGCAAAGCUGCAGAAGAUGCUGGCCUGUGGCGAUUUUGUGACCCUCCUAAACAUGGCGGAUUUCACAUUUAAAUGAAAAAGAGGUUGUCAAGAGUCAGCCAUGUAUGAUAGAUCGUAAUAAACACGGGGUCUGUCGAAUAUGGGUGUGUCCUGAAGACUUUCAGGGUUCAUAAAAGAUUUUCCAAAUUAACUCCGCAAAUGAGGUUUAAAAUACACCAAGAUGCCCAAUAUCGUGCCCAGCAUGACUUCCUUGCUCGUUCGUUUUCAAAGAGCGAACUGAAAUCAUCGAAUUUUGGAUCAGAUCAAGCAGUGCUGGACUCGUUCUUGACUGACUCUUCGACCGCCUCGAGUUUGGCGCCACCCUCCUCAGUGUCUUGAGUCUCGUCUUUGGAUUCUUCCUCAACUUCAGCCACUGCGGACUCCUCCUUCACCUCGCUGUUCUCGUCAGUCAUGGCUGCAUCUCCCUCUCCCUCCUUGCUUUCUUCAGUCUUGUCCUUCGAAAGACCAAGAUUCAGCAAGACUGUGGUCUCGUUGAAGAUCCUCAACAACAUUGCGGAGCGAUCCUCCUUGGGAAGCAUCAGGUUGACCGAGUGGAAGCUCUUCCACAGGGGCAAGGCCAUCCGCUCCAUGUCCUGGUCUUCGGGGCCCGGCUCAAUUCGGAGCACACAGCAUCCCAAACCAAUCUUCAACGCAGCCUCUCCAACCUCACCAAGACUCUUCCAGCCGCCAUCAGCCAGCUUGGGGAACAUUUCGAUCAAGAGCUUGCGCAAUGUUUCCUUCUUGUUCAAAUAGAUGAUCCUCUCCGGCCCGACGUAGCCAUGAAGGAUGCGCAUACCCUCCGACUGAAUGCGCCAUCCGCAAACCUCAGCCGAGGGAGCAUCUUGCUUCAUGAACAUCUUGACACCACCGUGUACAAACCGAACACCUCGGCCCUCAUUGGCGACCAAAAUGUCCCGUACUAGCUCUGAUGUAUAGUAAAUUGCCUUUGCUGGCUCUCCCAUAGCAUUGCGAACCAUGAAACGGUCGAGCGGGAAACGGUCCGAGAGCUUGUAGAAAUCUUUAACGGACUUGAUUACCGAGUGGUCUGCUGGAAGAUAUUUAAAAGGCUCCUCGUAGGGUCCCUCCUUCUUCUUUUUGCCUUGGUUGACUUGAUUGUUUUGGUUCGGGACAGGUUUCGCCAUCUGCGAUUCGGAAGGGGUAGUGGCGGUUGCUUGGGUCUCAGGCUCCUGCUUUACUGUUUCCUCCGCAGCAAUGGUUUCCACCGGAGCAGUGCUUUCUUCCUUUGGCUGGUCAAUCAUGGUGACGUCCUCUGACGCUGCGGGCUGCUCGCUGGCCUCGGUCUUUGGUUUCUUGGAGGCUGUUUGUUCUUCAGUAUCCUCCUCUUCCCUCGGGCGCUUACCCUCUGUGACAUUGGGUGUCGAGGCUGUAGUCUCACCAUUCGCAGGAGUCGUGCUAGCAAGAUCGGUUUCGGGCUUUGCCUUGAAUUCGGCCUUCUUCUGCAGCACCACAAUGAAGAAACCACCUGUGUCUUGCAGAUGAGGGUAUAUCCUCAUGCAACGCUCAAGCGGGAGAUCGGUCCCGGAGGGAAACAUGGUCUUGGAGAGCUUUCCAGUCAGUGAUUUGCCAUCCUUGACCUCCAACUGGCCCUCAACCUCCUCCCAGUUAUUCCAGACCCGUCCCGAUUUGUCCAUCACUUUCCAGGUCUUCAUACCAGGCCUCCGCUUGAGCCCAGGGAGCUUAUCACUGCUGUCAAGGAUAUCAACGUUGUUAAGUCCGCCGCAGCGAUCAAUGGCAGCGUUGAUGACCGACUCGUUCUCGACAGGGUUCAUACUGCAAGUUGAGUACACCAUUUUGCCGCCAACCUUGAGCAUCUGCAAGGCACGAACGAGGAUUCUCGUUUGCGUCAGAUGCAGACCCAAGGCGCUACCUGGAACCCACUCCCUCCACAAAUUAACAUUCUUCCUGAGGGUGCCGUCGCCGGAGCAAGGAACAUCGGCCAGAAUUCGAUCGAACUUCAGGUACGCGUUGGUGUUGGGGUCGCUGCUGGGGAUGCGGAUGGAGGGAUAAAGCGUAGCAUCGUGGUUUGUGACAAUCAGAUUAGGAGAAGAGAGACGCUUGAGCUGAUGUACCAGCAUGUGGCACCGCUUGUACUCUGCGUCGUUGGCAAUGAGCAUGCCAGUCGCACGGCCAUCGUCCCCUGCGUCAACUUCCAAGUCUGCUCCCUCCUCGGUAGCGGGGGCAGCGUCGGCGGACUGGUCACCGGAGAACUUCUUCAUGAAGUUGGAUAUCCUCGCCUCCUCGCCGACGUGAAGCAUCUCGAGCAGCUGGGAUGCUUUGCUACCAGGAGCAGCGCACAUGUCAAGAACAGUCAUUCCAGGCCUGACAUCCAACACCAGCGGUGGAAUCAUGCUGACGACCUCUUGACGACUGAUGUUUCCGACGCUCGUCUCAGACACGAGGAAUUUCUGGAACUUGGCGAAUGGCGGGAAUUUGCGCACGACAUUCUUGGGCGUGGUCAUCCACCAAGCCAAAAGAUCAGGGUACCACGGGACGGCCUUGGGCGGGUCGACGGGUUGUCCCUCGUAGGCAAUCUGUGUGAUCUCGGGUAUGUAUCUCGUCUGCAUGAGCUUCAUGACCUCGGAGGCAUGACCCUUGGAGCCACAAAAGCGGAAGCUGUUGGGGAGCUCUCGCUGAUAAGCAGUCCAGAACUCGGCCCGCUCCUCCUCAGGGAGCUCCAGAAGCUCAUCGUAGAACUUUUGAAGCUUCUCGUUCUCCUUGGGCAGGUUGGCAUAGUUGUAUCGGUUGUUGGUGGCUGUAUCGUGACGGCGCCUGCCAUCGAAGUGGCCAUUGGAGCCGCCCCCACGCUUAUUUUUGCGGUUACUUCUGCCCAUUUUGAGCGUGUUAUGAGGGGAAAGGGGACCCUAAUUGCGCCAAUUGCAGAUAUUUCAAAGGCGCAUUCGGGGACCUUUUAC
Pyricularia grisea is the source of this 4390-nucleotide messenger RNA. RefSeq lists its product as uncharacterized. Lineage: Eukaryota; Fungi; Ascomycota; Sordariomycetes; Magnaporthales; Pyriculariaceae. The coding region runs from base 714 to 1490 and encodes 258 amino acids. Gene Ontology annotation, molecular function: iron-sulfur cluster binding; catalytic activity. The record is from RefSeq and is a predicted model, not a curated record. The transcript is spliced from 5 exons.